UUUUACUUGUGACUAAAACAAUCAACUGUUUGAUUGACAGUUACCUAACCAUUCUAGACGAAAUACCCUAAGUCUCCUAUUGUUUGUUGUAAACCGUCUUUUACCAUCUUUAGCUACUGAAACUUAUAUUGUACGACAUUUAUUGUUUCUUUUACAACGUGACUCUUUUCAUUGUCAUUAAAACGCAUUAAAAGUUAUAUUUGGACAUACGGGAAAGUACUUGUUUAAAAUUAUAUGACGGGUAUUUCCAGUCUGAGGAAAUUAUCAUAUUUCAGUUGUGACUUUAUCAUUAGAAAUUAAAACAAAAAUGAAGUUGCUACCAUCAGAAAUAAGGUAUUCUCAGGAUUCAAUCAGUAACACUUUUGAUAUACGAAGUGAACAUUCGGGGAUAAAAAUAGGCAAAACACUAGACGACCUUUGUAAAGACAAAUAUGACAUUCCAACAAUUUCUGUGGCUAAAGUUGGUAAGAGAUGGUACACAGCAGACAACAGGCGGUUGUGGGUAUUCCGUAAACUAGAAGAACUCGGACAAUGCCGGAAGAUUCCAGUUGAUGAGGUGGACGAUAUUCCUUCGUCGAAGAUGACAACGGAAAAUAGAGGUAGAGAUAUAGAAGUUCGUGGAUCACCUGGAGGAAGGUGGAUAAAGAAACUGGAAGAUUCAAGUUCAAGUUCGGACAGCAGCGAUGAUGAGUUGUACCGCCGACUCCGAAAAUGGAAAAUAUAAGCACUCUAUACAGUAUAUCAUCAUCUUGUAAUACGUUCUUUCGUCGUCAACUUCUAAUAGACCGGUAUGUUCGUCAUUUUCCAAUUCAUAAAAAUUAAGGAUUGUAAGAAAACAAAACUUUGUCAAAAAUGGAUAUUGGAGACGGAGAAUGACUUUGCUGAGAUAUAACGACUUGCUGAUUUUUAAGUCGAGGUGAAUCAGUUCGUUAAAAUGAAGAAACGUUUAAAUACAUUUUAUUUUGAUAUAUUUAUUUGAUACAUAAUUAUCGUGCCAUUUUGUGAUAAAUACACUUAUAUAAAACAAUGCAUAAAUCGUUACGUAUGUAGCAUUAAUAUGUAGCAUUUCAUUGUUCAUUGUUGAAGUGAUUGUCUUUUUUGUUUUUUUUUUGAUAACAUUGGUGUUGUUGUUUAUU
Molecule: messenger RNA, 1136 nt
Organism: Ruditapes philippinarum (Manila clam)
Lineage: Eukaryota; Metazoa; Mollusca; Bivalvia; Venerida; Veneridae
Exons: 2
Coding region: 308-724 (138 amino acids)
Source: RefSeq, a predicted model, not a curated record